Molecule: messenger RNA, 1229 nt
Organism: Tricharina praecox
Lineage: Eukaryota; Fungi; Ascomycota; Pezizomycetes; Pezizales; Pyronemataceae
Exons: 3
Coding region: 93-1097 (334 amino acids)
Cellular component (GO): mitochondrion
Source: RefSeq, a predicted model, not a curated record
CGGCAGCAGUGACGUAGCCGAAUGAGUCUAUCCAACACUUGUCCGUCCACCCCACCACCCCACCAACCCGCAUCCCACCACCACUCCACAACAUGUCACUCCCGCGUCUACCCUUCUUAUACCCGUUCCUCCGGCGCAGCAUCGUCACAACACCGCGACGAUACCGUCACGGCUCCGCAGUAGAGCCGACACAGCUCCACCCUGACCCGCCGCCUACACCUCCGCCGCCCCGAGGCGACUCCGAUGUCCGGGGCCCCGGGGACGAUGUAACGGCGGACAUGCUCGAAAUCGCCGGGCGCGACCCCGCCGAUCUCAAAGCCGAAGACGCUGCGCCAAAAACCGAUGAGACCUCCGUCCCACCGCCGACGACGCCGACAUCGUUGGCAGAAACCGACCGCCCUUUCGCGCCCCGCGACUAUACCCACCACUUCGACACGUACACCUCGGUACAGCGCCUCUCCGCCGGCAGCUUCACGCAGUCGCAAUCCAUCGUAACUAUGAAGCUCCUUCGCGCACUGCUCGACAAAAACCUUACCGCCGCAAGGGAAAACCUCGUGAGCAAAUCAAACAUUGAGAACGAGACGUACCUGUUCCAGGCUGCUUGCUCGGAGCUGAGGAACGAAAUGCAGAAUGCGAAGAAUAUGGCGGUGGAGGAGCUGCGGGGUGAGAGGACGAGGAUCCAGACCGAGUUCGAUCUGCUGAAUCAGAAGUUCCUGGCUGAGAUUAUGGGACUCAGGGAUGAGCUUAGUAGCAUGUUUAAUGAUCGGAAGAUGGUUACCAGGGCGGAGCAGAGGGCUAUGGAGAACAAGAUACAAGAGUUGAAUUAUAAGAUCACUAUCUUGAUCAACAGUGAUCUCAAGUCGGAGAUUGAAAAGCUACGGUGGACGACAACCAGACGGGGAUUGAUAGCAAUUGCAUGCCUGGCUUUAUUCGUAGUAACCUCCAUCCGAGUAAACAAUAGCUCUCACGACCGAGCCAAGAAGAAGAGCAAGAAGAAGGAGCGCGAAGAAGAGGAUGAUCGCCACGAGAAACCCUUCGACCCAGUGCCAAUCCCCGGAGCGGAAGCUGCAGAAUCCGGCCUGGUGUCACUGGGAUGAACAAGAACCGUCUAUCUUUUGGUGUUAUCGUUUUUUGCGAGAUACCUCUCUACCCCGAGUCUUCGUGUAUAAAUAUAUCUGUACGAUAGUCGUUGUAACCAAGAAAACUAUAUACACAUGCUAUCCAACACA